Messenger RNA from Gaeumannomyces tritici R3-111a-1, 4126 nucleotides. RefSeq lists its product as hypothetical. Bases 2367 to 3749 code for a protein of 460 amino acids. NCBI's taxonomy places the organism in Eukaryota, Fungi, Ascomycota, Sordariomycetes, Magnaporthales, Magnaporthaceae. Gene Ontology annotation, molecular function: dipeptidase activity. The record is from RefSeq and is a predicted model, not a curated record. The transcript is spliced from 5 exons.
AGGCAUAUCGGAACAUAAACUACGAACCAUCAGCGAGCGGUCUUUCUCCCAGACAAGGGUGACUCACUCUGAUCACUUACGUUCUCUUUAUCAGUGACAUCCUCAAAGCCUUGUCGGUCGCCGAUGCGCUUGAGCUCAGCAAUCUCGUCCGGACUCCUCCUUGCCAGCUCCCUGUUGCGUUUUUUGUUCUCCGCCACGCACAUGAGACGCAGUAUCUGUGCGAGAAUGAGCGCGAGGACAAAGCUGCACAGCAUGGAGAUGAUGCCGCUCUGGUAGACGGGUGCCUCUGAGCUUUUGAAAAAAUGCGGCCCGGCGAUAUUGCCGACGCCGAAGGACACAAAGGACCAGCCAAGCGCCACGGAACGUUUGGUGCUGCCGGCGAUGUUUGUGCCCAGCAGCCCAAGAGCGAUGGUGAAGACCACCAGGUGAAAUCCGAGGACCCAGAAGCCUGUCACGCGGCCCCAUUUGUUCUCGGUUGGCAGCUGUGAAAUGAGAAUCGUGCCGGCGAUCUGGGAGGAUUAUGAUUUAGUCUGGGACUUGGGCUGUUUGCAAAAUGACCGCUUUCAGUCCUGCCUGCCGAUUUGAACUCACUGGCGGCAACAUGGCUAGGCUGGCAACAUGCAGCCGGGAGUUGGGGAUUUUUGAUGUUAGCAGCCCACAGCCCAACUGUGAGAUGACCUGGACGGCCGUGUACGGCAGCAUCAUGAGCGUCGUCUGUAGGGGGUCAAACCCGAAGCCAGAGAUGAUGAGGGGUCCAAAGGAGAAGCCUCCCGCUGCGGUGGCGAUAACGAACUGCAGCAACCCAAGGACGAUGACCUUGGGGCCCGUGAGUGCCUCGACGACCUGCGCCUUGACGAAUCUCCUGCUCUUGGUCCCCAUCCUGUUCUCGAUCACCCGCUGGACCGCCACCACCUUUUCGUCCGCGCUCAGCCACCUCACCUGCGCCGGGCCGUCGGGCACAAAGAACAGGAAGACGAAUCCCCACAUUACGGUGACGGACCCCAGAAUCAGGAAGAUGUACCGCCACGAGGACAGGCUACCGUGGAUGUGGCCGAUGCCGAAAAUGGCAAGCGACCCGACAAAGCCGCCCACGCCGAGAAAAGAUAGCCACAGCGCCGACCUGCCGGCCUGCUCGCGGCGCGUCCACCAUAUGCUGGUCAUGGCCACAAAGCCCGGCGUGAUGGUUGCUUCGGCCAUUCUGAGUACGAAUCUCGCCGCGGCAAGUCCGACAAAGGACGAGCUGGCUGCUGUUGCCAUCAAAGCGAACCCCCAGAUGACGAUGCUGUAUCCUAGGAACUUGGCGAUUGGGAAUCUCUGCAUGAUAACCAUGCCCGGAUAUCUAAUUGAUAGACGUUGCGUGAGUAACACGAGGCUAUACCUCGGCCAUGUUUGUUUUUGACAAAAAGGGUCGGGUCUCACUGGGCAAGCAUGAAGCCAAAGAAGAAGAUUGAUGAUGCCCAAGAAUAAUCCUGGCCAGUCAGAUGGGUGUCUUGGAUGAUUCCAUAGACAGAGCUGUACGACAGCGAUGCUUUGUCCAUAAACUGCAGGGAGUAUGUGAUGCAGAGGCACGGGAGGAUGUAAGUAUCGAGCUUUCUCAGGACACGGCGCGACUUCUCGGGGUCCGGGUCUCCGUAGCUAAGCGCUUUUGCAGCGAUGCUCCCCGCCUCGUCUUCGAUGUCGCUGGCGCUGAUAGAUGCUCCAGCAGCUCUGGCCUGGUAUCCGCUGCUCCCUCCCUUGAAGGACUUGGAAGCCGGCCUCGCAGCCUCCGUUGCGGUCUCAUGUUGGUCCUUUUUCUCCAUGGUUGAUGUCCACCUAUUGGGAUGCGAGUCUUGCAGGAUUCACGGAUUGACUAGCACAGCGACAACGCGGCGGCAUAGUGAUCAUUACAUACUGGCCGGUAGCAGCCUGGCCUUCGUUGUAUUCCUGGCCAGAACAUGGAGAUAAUUUGCCGAUCCAACUGACUCAAAAAACGCUCUGGGACUGUCACUCUUGGCGGGCAAACGUCCUGGAUUUCCGAGUUCCACGAUUUAUGCUUUCGCUUCGCUCUCUCCUCUGACUGGACCCCAACGAAGUUCAAUGAACAUAGAAGUUUGGAGGAAUUGCGCGGCCAGCCCAGGCUGAUAGCUAUCAAGCUGCUAGGAAGCCCCGUUGGGAGUUGGCCUUGGCGCUAACCUUGCGCCUUUGCAUGACAUGACACAGGGGACGACAAAUUCAACAGGCACAUUCGGCUAUCACGAGAUGGAGGGUGUCAGGGCACUCUGGAAGUGACCACCCACAGACGGGUGCCCGUGUAACAUCAGCGGGGCAGACACCUCGUCAUUGAGCGACACCACAUCAUCCGAGCUUGAAUCGACAACCACUCGGGAAUGCGCCCGGUCCGUCCCAUUCUCAGCCCUCACUUUCGUGAGAAUUGCAGUCCAGGUCUCCCAUCAGAACAACAGCCCGGCGCUACUGACGACAUGUCUUUGAUUGAGGACGACUACGUCCUGGUCUCUCCGGAAGAUGCCCAUCUCGGAGACGAUGCUGCUGGUCGAGGGCUCAUCGGUGAUGUCAGUCGCUUCAUUGACGGCAUCACUGACGAGCUGUGGCCCAUCAACAAGCAGAUCCACGACACGCCCGAGACUGGAUACAGGGAGUUUGUUGCACACAAGGCCCUGACAAAGUUUAUGGCCUCCAGGCCCGGCUGGAAGGUCACGCCUUCGGCCUACGGCAUGGCCACUGCCUGGGUCGCCGUUUUCGACAGCGGCAAGAAGGGUCCUGUCGUGUCGUUCAAUGCGGAGAUGGAUGCACUCAAAGACAUCGGCCACGCAUGUGGCCAUAACUUGAUAGCGAGCGCCUCGGUAGCAGGAGCCUUGGCCACGGCCGAGAUGAUCACCCGCCGUGAUCUGGGCGGCAAGGUCGUCAUCUUUGGCACGCCUGCGGAAGAAGGUGGCGGAGGCAAGAUCAGGCUACUCGAAGCUGGUGCCUACAAGGACCAUCGCGUCGACGUCAGCUUGAUCGCCCACCCCGGCAAGACUUUCGAUAGCGCCCUGGUCCACACGUCUGCGCUGACUUUUUACAAGGUGGAAUACUUUGGGCGCGAGGCACACGCGGCCGCGAACCCGUGGCUCGGCAUCAACGCCCUCGAUGCCAUGGUGACGGCCUACAACGCCGUGUCCGUCCUGCGGCAGCAAAUCAUGCCUGGGGACGUGAUACAAACAUGCAUCACCAGCGGCGGCCUACGGCCUAAUAUCAUCCACGCCUACACCUCGGCGGAAUGGGUCGUGCGCGCCAGCACGCAGGCGAGGCUCGGUGUUUUGAAAAAGAAAGCUGAGGCUUGCUUCAAGGCCGGGGCGACGGCAACCGGUGCCACUGUCAAAAUCACGGAGCGACGGUCCUACAAAGAUCACAUACCCAACCACGUGCUGGGCGCCUCGUACACGAAGCACUUCAACGCCCUCUCACCCCCGCACCCGAUCCCGACGGACCCGGACGUGGACGAGGCCGCGGGCCGCACCAUGGCUAGCACGGACCAGGGCGACGUCAGCCACGCGCUGCCGAGCCUGCACCCGGGCUUCUCCAUCCACGCCCCCGGCGAGGCCAACGGCCCACACAACCCGCAGUUCGCCGAGUCAGCCGGCACCAGGGACGCCUUUGAGCGGUGCUUACGGUCCGGCAAGGCCCUCGCCGGCACCGCGCUCGACAUCCUCACUGUAGAAGGGAUACUGGACCGGGUCAAGGAGGACUGGAAGAGGAGGGUAAGUGGGUGAGGAAUGUUGGCAAUCAAAUUUGAGUUCCUUGCGGCUUCCAAGCACACUGAACCAGCAACCAGAUUAGAAUAACUAGAUUUGCGAGACAUAUCUGUCCGUGUCUCUAUGACGACACGACGUGUUGGGGGAAUAUGCAGUCAAACGGUUGGAACUUGAGAAAAAAAAAGAAUGUUGUAGGAAGGACGCGCCACGCGUAUAUUCCGGCUUGGGCCGUUGCUUUGGAAAGAGAACAGAAAGUGAAAACUGCAGAAGCAACGGAAAGAUAUCCCAAAAAAAAUACCUCUUGAUGGCUAGGUAAACAUAAAACCUCAUGUUACUCGUAACAAAACCACACGCACGUCUCCUAUGCGACAAGCGCAGCAGCGGCGACAACCGCC